AGGUCGUCAUCUUCUCACACAGCAAGCAGCAUCUGAUCAGUCAGUGGAAAGGAUGAAGUGUACAACGCUGUUUCUCGUGCUGUCCAUGGUUGUCCUGAUGGCUCAGCCAGGAGAGUGCAUCUUUGGAUGGAUCAUAAAGGGAGUCUCUCAUGUAGUUGGUCACAUUCACCGUGCGAUUCAUGGGAAGGGAAAAGUUGCAGAAGAACAAGCAGACCAACAGCAACUGGACCAGGAUCAACUGGACCGGCAACAACUGGACCAGGAUCAACUGGACCGGCAACAACUGGACCAGGAUCAACUGGACCAGGAUCAACUGGACCAAGAAGAUCUGGACAAGCAGCAGUUGGACAAACGUUCCUACCAAUCCGCACAUCGCCGCUUUGACUAGAGGCCAGCAGUUCUUGCUUUUACACAUUUUUCCAGCAUCGACCUUCUUUGUUAUUUUGUGUCCCUUCUGAAUACUUUGCUUUUGUUUUAUGACAUUUUCUUUGCAAAGUGGAAAAUAAACCAACGAAGCUUUACAGAGUGCAGGCAAAGCAUACCGCAUUGUAUAUAAACCUGCAGAGAGUUUUGUUAAACGUGAAAUGCAAAUAAAAUCAUUUUCUCCAA
Molecule: messenger RNA, 609 nt
Organism: Gambusia affinis (western mosquitofish)
Lineage: Eukaryota; Metazoa; Chordata; Actinopteri; Cyprinodontiformes; Poeciliidae
Product: dicentracin-like
Exons: 3
Coding region: 53-388 (111 amino acids)
Biological process (GO): defense response to bacterium
Source: RefSeq, a predicted model, not a curated record